Messenger RNA from Micromonas commoda, 2317 nucleotides. RefSeq names its product ATP-binding cassette superfamily. NCBI's taxonomy places the organism in Eukaryota, Viridiplantae, Chlorophyta, Mamiellophyceae, Mamiellales, Mamiellaceae. Gene Ontology annotation, cellular component: peroxisomal membrane. The transcript has 2 exons. Bases 1 to 2244 code for a protein of 747 amino acids. Gene Ontology annotation, biological process: long-chain fatty acid import into peroxisome; peroxisome organization; fatty acid beta-oxidation. The record is from RefSeq and is a predicted model, not a curated record. Gene Ontology annotation, molecular function: ATP hydrolysis activity; ABC-type transporter activity; ATP binding.
AUGGAGUCGAUGAAACGACGAGACGUCGGGCUCGUGAGCGGCCUGAUCACGGUCGCCCAGGCCCUCAAGAGACACGCCCACGAUGGGUUCACCACCAACCUGCGCGUGGUGAGUCAGGACAGGAUGUACCUCGCCUUCCUCGCGGUGUCGUGCGCGGGUUUCUCCUCGCUCGCCGCGCGCGAGUUCAUCGCGCUCGGCACGCGGGAUCGUAUGUCCGCGACGAGCGCCAUCAAGGAGUCGCUCACGAUGCUCGACCUGCACAGGGCAGAGGGACCAAAGCCCGAAGCAUCAUCGGCGUCGGACUCGUCCACCAAGUCUGGCAAGGGACGCGGCAAGGGACGCGGUAAGGGACGCGGUAAGGGAGGCAAGGGCGGGAAGGUCGGAGCUGACUUUUGGCGCGAGCUCGAGUACCUUGUCAAGGUCGCGAUGCCGACGCCGCACUGCCAGAUGGCCCAGCUCCUCGCCGCGCAGUUUACCUUACUUGUCAUGCGCACGCUUCUCACCGUGCGCGCGAACAAGGUGAACACGUUCUACCUGACCAAGGCUAUCAGCACCGCGUCGUGGAAGUUUUGGGUGCGAUGGUUCUUCAACUUUGGCGGCUGGAUGGGAAGCGCCGUGGUGGUCAACAGCGGUCUCCGUUACACCGAGACCCUGAUCCAGAUCGAGCUGAGGAACGCGCUCACGAGGCACGCGCACAAGAAGUACAUGACCGCGAACAACUUUUACAGGACCGCGGUGCUGAGGGACGGCGGACUGGACAACGUCGACCAGCGCAUCGUCGCGGACAUUGACGCGUUUUCUCGCGAGGCGGCGUUUCUGUACGGCCACUCGUUCAAACCCAUCCUCGAGUUCACCCUGUCCCUUACCGAGGCGGCGAAGGAGUUGGGUUACUCCAGGCCCCUCGCGCUGUUCGGCGCGCAGAUUUUUAUCACCACGGUGCUUCGCCAGAUGGCGCCCAGCCUCGGCAAGAUGGUUGCCAGGGAGCAGGCGCUCGAGGGCGGGUUCCGACACACGCACGCGAGGUUAAUCGCGCACGCCGAAGAAGUGGCGCUGCUCGGCGGUGCCCCUCGCGAGAUUGGCAUCUUGGACGACGGCUUGAAGAACCUGGUGGUCACGCAGCGCUGGCACGCGCUGCAGCGGAUCCGCAAGAGCGUCGCGGACAACGUGAGCAAGUUUCAGGGUUUACUCGUGGGCUCGAUCUUCGUGCACGUCCCGUUCAUGCUAAAGUCGACUUCAGAGGGCGAGCGAAUCUCGCUCUUCCGCGCCACCGAGGAGCUGAUGCUCCGGUGCGGCAGCGCAUUCACCGAGGUGCUCUUACUGGGCCGAAACCUGGACGAGCUCGCGGGUUAUACCUACAGGCUCGGUCAGCUCUUUCACACCAUGGAUAGGUCCAUCGAGGACGCCGACGCGAAACGAAAGACGGAGGAGUCCGCCGGGGAGGUUGACCUGUUCACGGGGCCCAAGGAUGCCAUCUCGUUCGACGGCGUCACCGUGGGCGCGCCCGAGCAGACCGGCUACAGGCUUCUCGUCAAGAACGUGUCCCUCGUCGUGGGUCCCGGCGAGCACCUGCUCAUCACGGGCCCGAACGGAGCGGGCAAGACGUCGCUGCUCCGCGUGCUCGCGGGACUGUGGGAGCCCAUCGAGGGGCACGUGUCGACCCCCAAGGCUGAGAACUACGACGGCGGCAAGGUCAUGAUGUGGCUGCCCCAGCGUCCGUACCUGCUGCAGGGGUCGCUUCGCGACCAGGUUGUCUACCCCAACAUCGCCCUCGCCGAGAGGGCCAGGCGCGGCAAGACCAAACGGGUCGACGCGAACGCCGUCGCGGACGAAGACGAGCGAGUGAAGCAGUGCCUCCGCGCGGCGGGCCUCGGAAAGUUCGUCGACGGGGGCGUGCCGGGCGUCAGCCUCGACACCAGGCACCUCGAGUGGAACGAUGUCCUGUCCGGCGGCGAGAGGCAGCGCAUCGGAUUCGCGAGGUUGUUCUAUCACUCGCCGCCCUUUGCCAUACUGGACGAGGCUACCAGCGCCAUCAACCCCGACGAAGAGGGACAGCUGUACGAGCGGGUGAUCGAGCAGGGCACGACGGUGGUGUCCAUCGCGCACAGGCUGGAGCUGAGAAAGUUUCACAGGAAGGAGCUCAAGCUCGCGGGCGACGGGUCUGGCGGUUGGGAGCUCCACAAGAACGAGGCGAAACCGGGAAGCAGGGGUGGAGACGACAAGUGGAAGCUGGUCGACAAGAAGUAGUGUAUGAAACGUGUAGCACCAUCAUAUCGAAGUUGAUGAUAUGGUCCUUUCUCAAUGCAUCGCGAUCAAAACG